This is a messenger RNA of Didymosphaeria variabile, 1578 nucleotides long. RefSeq lists its product as uncharacterized. Gene Ontology annotation, molecular function: iron ion binding; heme binding; monooxygenase activity. NCBI's taxonomy places the organism in Eukaryota, Fungi, Ascomycota, Dothideomycetes, Pleosporales, Didymosphaeriaceae. The transcript has 3 exons. Bases 1 to 1578 code for a protein of 525 amino acids. The record is from RefSeq and is a predicted model, not a curated record.
AUGAUCUCGACAGUCCUGCCGCUGCUGUCGAAUCAGCUAUUCGAACACACGCUUCGCUCCAUCUUUAUCAUCCUCGUCGGCAUUCCCAUCACCUACGUUGUAACCAACGAAUUCCUACGCCGUUCUCUUCGGGUAAAGGGGUUCGAUGGGCCAACGAAUUGGCCGCUUGUCGGCAACAUCCCAGACAUCAAGUACAAUGCUGCCGAGAAGUACCGCGAAUGGAGCAAGAUCUUCGGGGAUGUGUAUCAAAUCCAGCUAGGCAAUGUGCCGGUCAUCGUGGUGAAUAGCGCGGAGUCCGCGAGGAAGAUUUUUGGGCAGAAUAGCCAGGCAUUGAGCUCAAGGCCCGUAUUUUGGACGUUUCACAAGGUGCUGUCGAACACUGCCGGAACAACAAUCGGAACUUCGCCGUUCAAUGACUCUUUGAAGAGAAGGCGUAAAGGUGCUGCGUCUGCUCUCAACAAGCCGUCGAUCGCGACAUAUAUUAGCCACAUCGAUGUCGAGACCAAGGAUUUUGUCAAAGAGGGUUUUGUGAACGGCAAAGCAGGUGUGGCCGGAGUAGAUCCCAUGCCCAUGAUCCAACGCCUUUCACUCUCUCUAUCACUUACACUGAAUUGGGGCACGCGCAUGGAAAGCCGGGAUGAUCCAAUGUUCCACGAGAUCACCGAAGUAGAAGAAGCCAUCUCUCUCUUUCGAAGCACGACCGGUAAUCUCCAGGACUACAUUCCACUGCUCAGACUGAACCCAUUCAGCGCUGGAUCCGUGAUGGCACGUGAUAUGCGGAGGAGACGAGAUGUGUAUCUGACUAAGCUGAACAAGGACUUGGAUGAUCGUAUGGAGAAGGGCAGUCACAAGCCUUGCAUUCAAGCGAACGUUAUCCAGGAUAAGAGUGCCGCGUUGAACAAGGAGGAGUUGACAUCCAUCAGCUUGACGAUGCUUUCAGGAGGUCUCGAUACCAUUACCACACUGGUACAGUGGAGUGUUGCACUGCUCGCCCAACGACCAGACAUCCAGAAAAAGGCGGUUGAAGAAAUUGGCAAGUACUACUCGAUCGAAGAGCCCCUGUGCGACGCAUACGACGACCAAAAAUGUGAAUACAUUGUGGCCUUGGUGCGAGAGUGUUUGCGGUAUUACUGCGUCCUUAGGUUGGCACUCCCACGAGCCACGGUGAAGGAUGUCGUGUACGAAGGCAAAUUGAUCCCGGCUGGUAGCACCGUUUACCUGAACGCGUGGGCGUGCAAUAUGGAUCCGAAAGUGUGGCACGACCCCGAGGUGUUCCGACCUGAGCGUUGGAUUGAACAGCCUGACGCGCCGCUUUUCACAUAUGGCCUUGGAUACAGGAUGUGUGCCGGAUCGUUGUUAGCAAAUCGGGAGCUGUAUCUGACGUAUAUGCGGAUGCUGAACAGCUUUGAGAUUUUGCCAGUCACUCAGGUUGAAACGCAUCCCGUGAGGGGGAGCGCAGACCCGUGCAGCUUGGUGACGAUGUGCAGGCAUUACGAGGUCAUUUUCAAGCCGCGCAACGAGGCAGCGUUGAGGAGAAGUCUAGAGGAGGCUGAUAGGCGGUUAGCAGAGACGGCGUAG